UCGGAUUUCGGUGUGUCACAUGUGCCCCGUUUUAAGAUUAAGUUCGUGAGCACCAUGUGAAGUCCUAGUAAAAGUGUAUACGUAAAUAACACAGCCUUGCAUGGGGCGAUAAAGCGAUAGUAAUACAAGUAUAUUUCAUACAAUUAUGAUCGAUGUAGUUUGAUACAUGUGAUAAGUUCGGACGAGACGGGUUUACCUGAUUCACUAAAGAUGGGUCUUGUCGAAUACAUCCACCCAUCGCUCGCUACAGCGGACUGGGAACAACUGAACGUGAAGCUUAACUACAUCGGCCUCUCCUUUGCCUUCUUUUGCGCAGUGUAUGGCGCGUCGUCGGCAGUUUCUUCUCCUCUGGUCACGUACAAGAACCUCCGCACGAAAGAGAAGAUAUUUUGGAACCUUGCCAUUGUCCGUGCGGUGUACGGUAUCUACUGCACGGUAUUCGGCCUGUGGGCGAUCUUCGUUGACACGGAACUAGAACACGACGUCGUAUUUGCCACCACGCCCACUAGCCAUUUCGCAAUGUGCACCACCGUUGGCUUCUUCAUAUUCGAAUGCAGCAUGAUCUUGUGGUCGGACAUCUACUACAAACAGUUCAACUUGCUUCUUAACCUCCACCAUUGGCUUUCCCUCAUCGCCUACUCGACGCUUAUCUACGUGAAAAGCACCCACUUCUUUGGCACGCGGGGUUUGAUCCUCGAAAUGUCCACGCCGUUCAGUUGCCUCUGCUGGACUCUCUUAAAGGCCGACAUGGCGCAUACCUUGCUCUGGAAGGCCAACCAGUUCAUACUGGUUCACACCUUCCACCUCCGGUCCGUGGUCGAGUUUUCAAUGUGGUACUGGACCUACAACCACUGGGACCGGAUAUGGAGCGCCAUGCCGAUGCCCAUGUUUGCCCUCUUCUACACGCAACUGACGCUCGUUGCGUUCGUGAUGACGCCAUAUUGGACAUACAAGAAGACGGUGCAAAUGAUCAACCCCGUGGAUUGGAACUUCGAGGAUUCCAAUAAGCACAAGGCGAAGAAUGGUUCGGUCAAACGCGAAUAAACCGUUAAUAUUUGCGUCAAAUGUAUUGAUCAUUGAUUUAUUAUUAUGGUAACCUAAUACUCAAUUACGAAUGUGCGCAGUAGAUAAUUUCUAUGAAUAUUGUGAAGCCAUCCUCAUACUUUCAGGUUUUGCGUUUGCCAGCCCACAUUAACGGACAUAUUUUUUUCGAAAACAUAUCGUGACGCUGUUAUUCAGUUUCAUUCUGAUCAUGAGGAUGAACUUCCGAAUUCAUUAAUUUUUAUUAAAUAAAACUUGGUUGUACUAAAUUUCAGUUGUGGUCAGCGAUGUUUACAGCAAACCGUGCCUUUGCAAAUUAUAUAUGAUUUAUCGUAUGCAUAAAAAUUAAAACCGACAGUAGACUCUGUGCUUUACUUUCUUCCCUAUUAAUUUAUAAGCUCGUAUAACGUAUUUGCGUGGAAUGUUAAGUAAAAGAACUGUUUUGAAACUAAAUAGAACCCUCGGUAUUAGUUAAAAGAUCAGAAAUAUUGUAAGAUUGUCUUUAUGUAAUUUUAUGUGCUUUUUAAAAUGCAUUUUCUUACUGUUGAAAUAUACUACACUACAUCAAGAAUACAUGUUAUGUGCAAUAUUUAAACAAAUGAUACUCGACAGUCUGUUUCUAUAUAAAUCUGAAUGCACUUUAAAACCUAUAUAUUGACAAAUAUAUAAGCUGAACUUAAGUGCCAAUUUAAAAAUCAAUUGAAACAGUACGCUGGUAAUAUGAAAUUAUGUUUAGUUUUGUUUUAACGCCCCGGUCCACCGACAAUUACUUGUUUGAUACUGUAAUGGCAUCAGAAAUUAUGAGGGGAAAUGGGAUUUAUUCUACUAACACACAUUUCGUUUGUAAAAACAUAUUGAAUGUUAAUGUGUGUGACUUUUAGUGCAAACAGAAUUUAGACUUCAUAAGUCGCUUGUUACCAUGGUUGUGUAAUUUUCUCUAUAAAGCCUGGAGGCAUGACAUCCUUUAGCGUGUUUAACAAUUAUGCAAUAACAAUCACCAAAUCAGUUAUAUUAAGCGAUUGGAAACGAUUAAUGUGAAAUUAUCUGUUUUAAGUAAAUGUGUGCUGGGGCUUUAAUGCUUUGUUUACAAUAUACAUGCAUGUUUUUUUUUCGGUGCAAUAUGAUGUGUUUUCCUUGUGUUAUAUUAUUAUUUGAAAUAAAUAUUGUUCAUAGUA
Molecule: messenger RNA, 2216 nt
Organism: Dreissena polymorpha
Lineage: Eukaryota; Metazoa; Mollusca; Bivalvia; Myida; Dreissenidae
Product: protein CLN8-like
Exons: 2
Coding region: 211-1044 (277 amino acids)
Biological process (GO): lipid homeostasis
Cellular component (GO): endoplasmic reticulum; membrane
Source: RefSeq, a predicted model, not a curated record